This is a messenger RNA of Siniperca chuatsi (mandarin fish), 3593 nucleotides long. It is a transcript of the gene rnd1b, whose product is annotated as Rho family GTPase 1b. The record is from RefSeq and is a predicted model, not a curated record. Gene Ontology annotation, molecular function: GTPase activity; GTP binding. Bases 145 to 843 code for a protein of 232 amino acids. NCBI's taxonomy places the organism in Eukaryota, Metazoa, Chordata, Actinopteri, Centrarchiformes, Sinipercidae. Gene Ontology annotation, biological process: small GTPase-mediated signal transduction. The transcript is spliced from 5 exons.
UCAAUCAGAUCAACUGCGAGCAUCCUCCGAGGGCCAGACAUCAGGACGCUCGAUCACACUGGGACGAUUUCUGUGCUGUUCAGCUGCUUGUUUUUGACAUUUUCUGCGAAUAAAAAAGAAAAACACUGGACCAUCAUUAACAUCAUGAAGGAAAGGAGAAAUACACAGCCGCUGGUGGUGAGAUGUAAACUGGUUCUUGUGGGAGACGUUCAAUGCGGAAAAACGGCGAUGUUGCAAGUCCUGGCGAAGGAUUGUUAUCCAGAGACCUACGUGCCCACGGUAUUUGAAAACUACACAGCCUGUCUGGAGCUGGAGGAGCAGAGAGUGGAGCUCAGUCUGUGGGACACUUCAGGUUCUCCAUACUACGAUAAUGUGAGACCCCUGUGCUACAGUGACUCAGACGCAGUUUUGCUGUGUUUUGACAUCAGCCGCCCAGACACUGUCGACAGCAGUCUGAAGAAGUGGAAAACUGAGAUCCUGGACUUCUGUCCGAGCACACGUAUCCUGCUCAUUGGCUGUAAGACCGACCUGCGCACAGAUGUCUGCACGCUGAUGGAGCUGUCCAAUCAGAAACAGACUCCCAUCACCUAUGAGCAGGGUUCUGCUAUGGCCAAGCAGCUGGGUGCAGAGGCUUACCUGGAGUGCUCAGCGUUCACCUCGGAGAAAAGCAUCCACAGCGUGUUCCGCACCGCAGCGAUGGCCUGCAUCAACAAGCUGCAGCCUCUCCCAAAGUCCAGCCCCACCCGCCGUCUCUCCAAAAGACUUCUCCACCUGCCCAGCAAGUCGGAUUUGCUCUCCUCCACCUUCAAGAAGGAGAAGGCCAAGAGCUGCUCGGUCAUGUGAGUGGAGACCUCUUGGGUUACAGUCAUCACAUGCAACCCCAAGCCCCUGCCUCUUUGGUCUCGGGGAAGGGGGUGGGCACGAUGGUUUUAUCAGGGGCUUCCUGCUGAAUCCUUCCCUCACCCCCCCGGAAACCAAACACCCAUCAGAAGAGGUGGACACCUCGCUGUCCACUUGCUCCUGAACCUUUUAGCGCACAUCUUAUUCCACAAUUGUUUAUCUUGCUUUCGAACAAACAAUAUCCGUCAAGGUUUGAUCAUCGAGCUAUCAUUUUUUCACCUGUAAACAGUAUGCAACUACAAUGGUGUUACAUCUGUCUGAUUUUACUAUCUCUAGGCACAUGUUGAUUUUGUCCAAAUUGGAAAUGUGCAACGUGUGACGUUUAAUCUUGUGAUGUAAAUGCCUCUCAGACAAUUCAAUGGAUAUUUUUCUAAGUACAAAAAUAUAUCUAGCAUGAAACUGUCAGGAAUUAGCAAAAUCCUGUACGUCCCUCUUAGUAAGGUAUGUGAGGUGUGAAAUAGCUUGUCGCUGGUGUCCCCAUUUAGGCCUGUGAAAGAUGUAGAGGGAGUAGUGGGACAAACCACAGUGAGAGCUAUUACAUAGAGAGCUGUUCUCAUUGUCUCAGUGGUGAUGAGAGCAGGGAUAAGAGCUAUGAGCGCAGGCUGCUGUGCAGACAGCAGUCUAGACUAUUUCAACCUGCAUGGAUUGUUGAUGCAUGGUUGUGUAGCUCUGGACAGCGCUGCUCCGCAGGCUUUCAGUGGACUAAGUGGAGGAGGCGAGGAGGCUCUGUGUGUACAAAAUGAAAUGAGGACACACAAAAAAUGAAUGGAAGUUUAGUCUGGCUUCCGGUAUCUCUGCUGUCACAGCUGGAGUCUAUUUUAAAAUACUAUUUUGGUGAUGGAACAGACACAUUUUACAGUAAAAGAUAAGAAAAGAUGCUUUUGUUGUGACCAGGAGCAUAAACAGUUCAAUGCCUAGCUGUCGAGUGUUGUUAAUGAAGCUGUGGCUGGUUACUGAUGCCAGUCAAAGUAUUAUGAGGCAUAUUUAAAAGCAUAGGAUAACGCCUGCCUAAGGCAGGCUGACUGCAAAUGUGAAAAUCUGGUUUGUAGAUUAGAAAAGAUUUGUAGCAUUGUGUUGUUGAGAGUUUUUCAACAAUUCUCAAAUGGUAUGCAGUUUUGAAAAAUGCCUUUCAUAUCAUAUUCCCAGAAGUCAUUGAGAUUUUUUGACUACUGUAAUAUGCCUGUGGAUUUCUCUCGUUUGCAACAAUCCAAUGUAGCACUCCCAACUUGACUCUACUCUUCCAAGAUGACUCUAGUUUUUGUGUCGUACACUCUUGUUAAUGUAUUGACCUCCAAUAAGCAGCACUUACUGUAGGUUACAAUGACUACGGAGCAAAAAUUGGACCCUUUUGUGAGCUUAAAUCAUUGGCUUCAUGGUUAUAUGUGUGUGCAGCAUUGAUCUCUGUGCUUCUAACCAUAAAGCAAUAAUGAUUUAAGUGCUUGUGAUGCAAGGUAACCUGUGUGGCAAUAAAGAUGCAGCUUUGUGAUUACUGUCAUGCUAUAGCGCUCCAUGGACAUCCACAUAAUAGACUGAAACCAUCUCUGCUGUACAAAGAGGCUGCUGAUCUGCGUUUGCCCCUCCUCCUCCGUGUAAGUAGCCACUGGUAUAUAGAAUAACCAAUGAUGAUGUUGUGCUAUGAAAUAGAUCAGAGCAUGUGAAUAAGAGGGAACAACGCUCUUUGAGUUGGAGAUGCUAGAAGUUGCUUUCAAUUUUACAUCAUCAUAAUAAAAAUAUUGAGGCAGUAGGACUUAAGUAAACUGCUUGAGUGAGUUGACAGUGCAGUAUAUGGUUUUUAAAUUGGAAAUCCACUUGGAAACAUUCAAAAGUCUAACAAUCAUCUUGUGAAAAGGGCUAGUGUGUGGAAAAAAGGAAAUAAUGUGGGACUAAGGAGAACAAGUAAUCAAAAUGCACAGGCUGGCCCUGUCCAAAGAAAGCUAUUUUUCCAUUAUUUGUUUUCAUGGUUGCUGUGUAUUUAGUUUUUUCUUUUUGGUAUUUAAAAGCAUGAUGUGAGUCCCGGUGUUAUUUUGGAAAUAUCUCACUGAGAUAGUUGUAGCGUCUUUAUGGAGCUGUGGAGUGCCCCCGGUAGUCACAGGAACUUAUAGUGGUGAUUUGCACAAAGGCUUCCAGUUCAUGGUCACACACCAAAUUCCUCAGCAUUGCCUAGCAACAAUUCAGCGUAGGAAGCAGAGGCUGGCUCUUGGGUUGUUUGUGUGGAUAGAGAGGGUUGGCUCACAAGCAGACAUCCCCACAUCCAUUAUUACGGCUUCAGUUAUGCAUUUAUUGCCAGGCUUGUUCAAAAAAACAUUUCUUGAUAUUUUUCUUUGGGUUAGGGAGCUGAUGCCAGGCCCUCUGAAGAUGAGAUAGAUGGGCGGCUCACAGACCAUGUCAGUUAAUAUGCAGCCUUUGUGUUAUAGUCAGUGUGUGGUACAAUGGUGCAGUCAAACUCCUAAGCAUGUCCUAUUGAAGUUGUAUGAUUGUACAUACAGUCUCUUGUUUUAUAAUCAUUGUAAGACAUCUUGAAGGAUGUCACAUGAAAAUAUUGUUGAUGUGAAUAUUUAUUUGGUAGCUUUUUUUUUGCCUUUUUUUGAUUGACAUGUACAUUUGUUUAAAAUCUAUUUUGGAAAAUUGACUUUUUUUUCCUUUUUUUGUUUUUGCUGUGUUAAAUAAAGCUUGCCUUGUCUGGCACCUUUGAA